AUGGAUAACGACCGUCGACCGACCCUCCACCGUGGAGGACGCUCCGGCACGCCUCUCCUCUUCAAAGCCGACGACCACAUGAACGACAUGGACUCCAAACGGUCCUCUCACUCGGGCGCUUCGUCUCCAACGGCACGACUCACCCCCAAUACAGACGACACCGAAGCCGGUCCGCAUGAGCCCAUGACGGCGUCCGCUGCCCAUCACGCCCCCUUCAGCCGGCAGUCCACGAUGCAUUCCCGCAAUCCCACGAGCGCCCUCCAAGCCGCCAAGGCUUCCGCCCGCAAGAAAUACCUCUUCGCUGCCUUCUUCUUGUCCAUUUCGCUCGUGGCCUUUUGCGUGCAAACCGAGCUGUCUGCCUAUAUCCAGCACGAUUUGGCUUGGGGCAAGGCGUACUGCAUGAUGUUCUUGACGCACAGUUCGUGGAUCGUCUUGUGGCCGUGUACGAUUCUAGUUUUGCGACUGCAGAAACGUCACGAACCCUGGGACCAAUUCUGGCGGAAACACCUGCAAGUGGUCCUCUCGACCGUCACCAUGAUUGAAUUGCAGACCAUCAACGUCGUCACCACACCGUCGGUUGCCCGACGUGGAAGGCCAGUCAUGUACCUCGCCCGAAUGACGAUAUACAUCACCUCAGCUUUGACAGUCGCCGGACUAAGCUGGUACAUUGCCGUCAGUCUCACAACCCCCUCCGACCUAACGGCCAUCUACAAUUGCAGCGCCUUCUUCGCAUACGCCUUCUCCGUGCCCAUCCUCAAAGAACCCCUCCGCAUGGACAAAUCCAUCGCCGUCCUCAUCGCCAUCCUCGGAGUCCUGGUAGUAGCCUACGGCGACACAGGCUCCCCCGACGAAGCCACCUCCUCCGCCUCUGGGCCCUCCGACCCCGGCGCAGGCUCCCGCUUUGCAGGCAACCUCAUCAUCGGCGUCGGCUCCGUCCUCUACGGCCUCUACGAAGUCCUCUACAAGCGCUAUGCCUGUCCGCCCGAGGGUGUAUCCGCCGUCCGCGGCACCAUCUUCGCCAACGUAUUCGGCAGCUGCAUCGGCUUCUUCACCCUCACCGUGCUAUGGAUCCCGCUCCCCUUCCUGCACUGGCUCAACAUUGAGCGCUUCGAAAUCCCCAGCGCGUCAACAUGCUGGCUCAUCCUCAUUGCUGUGUUUUCCAACGCCAUUUUCAGCGGCUGCUUCUUGGUUCUCAUAUCGCUAACCUCGCCUGUCUUGUCGAGCGUCGCAGCCCUGUUGACCAUUUUCAUCGUCGCUAUUGCGGAUUGGUUCUUGACGGGCCAGCCGUUGAGCUGGGCGGCCAUUGUGGGCGGGAGCAUGAUUAUCGUGGCGUUCGGGGCUCUGAGCUGGAGUACCUACCGGGAGAUGAUGGAGCAUGAGGCGCAUAAGUUGGCCGUAGAUUUGACGGAUGAUGAGGAGUCGGAUAUGAAUAGCGAUAGUGAUGACGAUUAA
Molecule: messenger RNA, 1452 nt
Organism: Pochonia chlamydosporia 170
Lineage: Eukaryota; Fungi; Ascomycota; Sordariomycetes; Hypocreales; Clavicipitaceae
Exons: 1
Coding region: 1-1452 (483 amino acids)
Cellular component (GO): membrane
Source: RefSeq, a predicted model, not a curated record